This is a messenger RNA of Penicillium chermesinum, 1116 nucleotides long. RefSeq names its product putative ubiquitin conjugating enzyme E2. Bases 1 to 1116 code for a protein of 371 amino acids. The record is from RefSeq and is a predicted model, not a curated record. The transcript has 3 exons. NCBI's taxonomy places the organism in Eukaryota, Fungi, Ascomycota, Eurotiomycetes, Eurotiales, Aspergillaceae.
AUGGUCUCCAAUUUGCGCCGGCUGGCGGCAGACCAUGCCGCCCUGUACAGCUCCAAGCUGCCACCAUACUAUCUGCUGCCGCAAGAUGACAGUCGCUUCAGCGCUGAUGACUUGUCCCAGCUGACGGUCAUGCUCACUGGCCCUCCAGGGACUCCCUAUGAGAUGGGAUUAUGGAGAUUGCAACUAAGGAUCCCGGAAGACUAUCCGAAUAGUCCACCUAAAGCGACCUUUCGCACGAGGAUUUGGCAUCCUAAUGUGGAGGAACAAACUGGGGCAGUAUGCGUAGACACAUUAAAGCGGGACUGGCAGUCAAGAUUGACCUUGCGAGAUGUGUUGAUUACUAUUUCUUGUCUCUUGAUCAACCCCAACCCUGAUUCCGCCCUCAACUCCUCCGCCGGCAAUCUUCUUCGUGAUGAUUACGAUGAGUUUGCUCACCAGGCGAAGUUGAUGACCUCUAUCCAUGCUCCGAUCACCUCCGAUUUACAAGACGCCGUUAGAGAAGCCAAGCACCGUGGUGAAGAUACAAUCCCAAUGCCCAAACACAGAGAUCAAGGCUCGAUCUCCCAGCGUCCCCGCAAGCAGCAGCGCCUUCAGUCUACUGCUCAACCCUCUGUCCGCCCCCGAAGCCGCAUUCCAACGCCAUCCGGACAUCUCCCUCAACUCCCUCGCUCGCCUCCACCGGCACCAGCCAUGCCAGUAAACGAAGACAUCAUGACUGACAGCGAGAACGAGGACCCAGCAAGUGCAAGUAAAGAAAACAACCCGUCGCUAUCUCCCUCUCCCGUGAACCUAGCCCCGCCAACCGUCAGCCCUCGGAAAAAUGCUUUCGGCAAGCGACCCCUCUCUGUUCUUUCCGUCGCCUAUCCAGAAGAUCCAGACACAGAUAUGAUGCUGGUGGACUCCGAUUCGGAUGGGGCGAACGACAGUCCUACAGAAAUUAACCCUAAUGCCGCCAAUAUAAUCGCCAACAUCCCCCUCCAAACCCCUUCGCCAGCUCCUACUCUUCUCGCUCCCACACACCGGUCUCUCCGCACCGUGCCAAAACACCGCGUCUCGCUCCCCCACGCCUCCGCGAAGACGUUCUCAUUUAUGAGGAUGUCCCGGACCGCACGCUGA